Heteronotia binoei (common prickly gecko) is the source of this 3136-nucleotide messenger RNA. RefSeq names its product cyclin I (gene CCNI). Gene Ontology annotation, cellular component: cyclin-dependent protein kinase holoenzyme complex; nucleus; cytoplasm. Bases 513 to 1667 code for a protein of 384 amino acids. Gene Ontology annotation, biological process: mitotic cell cycle phase transition; regulation of cyclin-dependent protein serine/threonine kinase activity. NCBI's taxonomy places the organism in Eukaryota, Metazoa, Chordata, Lepidosauria, Squamata, Gekkonidae. The transcript has 7 exons. The record is from RefSeq and is a predicted model, not a curated record. Gene Ontology annotation, molecular function: cyclin-dependent protein serine/threonine kinase regulator activity.
UUCCCUCCCCUGCUCCCCCCGGGAAGAGGCUGGUUCUCUUGCUUCACUCGCUCGGCCUUGUUUUUUUUUUUUUCUCCACCCCCCCUUUUUUCCCCUCCCUUCCUUUUUUUAGCUUUUCUCCCUUUUUAAAUUCCUCUUUUUCUUCCCCAAACCAGCAAGACGCUUUCCUCUGCCCCGGGGGCAGCAGCAGCAGCACCACCACCACUCACAACAACCGGGCCGGGUUGUCUUGCACAACCGGAGGGGCGCUUUCUAGGCUACCAAACACCCCCUUCCCACCUUUGCCUCCCCUUCCAUCCGAAAACCAGUUAGGAAGACAUGAACGGCUCGGCUCCCUCGCCUAACAUGGAACCAGCGGCGAACUGAACAACAAAGACGCGAAACCCCUAGUCGGAACCGCGAUCAUGGAGUUCUGAUGGACCCGAUGCUGGCCAAGUCCACCUGGGAAUCUUACAGCUCUGCAGGGGAGGUAGCUGUAUCCAGUUGGGUGGCAGGCAGACCCAAGGGGUACCAUGAAGUUUUCAGGACCCCUGGAGAGCCAGAGAUUGUCUCUCCUCCUGGAGAUGGCAAUCUCUAGGGAAGCUCAGAUGUGGAAAGUUCAUGUGCCCAAAAUUCAGCCCAACCAGGAUGUAGGCAUUUCUCCAACCCAGCGGGACGAAGUAAUCCAUUGGCUGACCAAACUCAAGUGCCAGUUCCACCUUUAUCCAGAAACGCUCGCCCUGGCUGUCAGUCUCUUGGACAGGUUUUUAGCUGCCGUGAAGGCCCGUCCAAAGUACUUGAACUGUAUUGCAAUCAGCUGCUUCUUCCUCGCCGCCAAGACUAUCGAGGAAGAUGAGAGGAUUCCAGUACUGAAAGUGUUGGCCAGAGACAGCUUCUGUGGCUGUUCUCCAGCGGAAAUUCGCAGAAUGGAGAAGAUCAUUCUGGAUAAGCUGAACUGGGACCUUCACACAGCAACCCCGCUGGAUUUUCUCCACAUUUUCCAUGCAGUCGCCUUGUCCACCAGGCCUCAGCUGCUGACCACCUUGCCCAAGAGGAACCCCUCCCAGCACGUGGCCCUGCUCACCAAGCAGCUGCUCCACUGCCUGGCCUGCUACCAGCUCCUGCAAUUCAAGGGCUCCUUGCUGGCCUUGGCCAUCAUCAGCCUGGAGGUGGAGAAACUGAUCCCCGAUUGGCUCGCCCUCAUCAUCGAACUGCUCCAGAAGGCACAGAUGGACAGCUCGCAGCUGAUCCACUGCCGGGAGCUCGUGGCACAGCACCUUUCCCCUCUGCAGCCUUCCCUGCCGCCCAACUCCGUCUACGUCUACAGCCCCCUGAAGCACAACCUGGUGACCUGCCACGCAGGAGCCCUCCAAUUCCGGCCCUCCUCCGCCCCAGGCCCAGAACCCAAGGACAACCGCCAACCAGAAGUGCCAAGCCGCGGCUCCGCUGCGUCGUGCCCGCGCCGGCCGGCUCCCAGCGGGUGCAAGCAGGCGACGGCCAAGCGCAAAGUGGAAGAGAUGGAGGUGGACGACUUCUACGACGGGAUCAAGCGGCUGUACAAUGAGGAGAAUGCCCCGGAAGGGGCAGCCUUGGAAGGGAAGGCUGCCUCGGCCUGCGGUGCUGACGUCUCGCGGCAAGGCGGGAGUGUGUCCCCUUGCCCACCUCUGCAGCCCGUUUCUGUCAUGUAGUCGCCCGCCCUGCUCCUUUGGAGGAAGGCUGCUAUGUCGCGUGUGUGUGUGCACGCAACAUCAGGCAACAGCUGGCCAGUCGAGCGAAGGCAGUACCUUACGGGGCUAAGCAAAAGGGAGCUAGAUUUUUCUUUUUAAAAGACCCUCUCUUCCCCCUCCUGCACCCCCCCUACCUUGUGCGGCUAAUUAUAGUUCACCCCUUAUUUAAGUACUUAAAAACAAAACAAAAAAAAGUAUCAAAAAAAUCCUUUUUAAAAAGACGCAAAACCAAACAAAAAAAGUAGUACAAAUUUCUUUCUCGUGUCGUCUGUUCCACUGUUUUUAAUCUGUUGUUGUGUAUCGUACACCCCCCCCCACACAUCUGCCGUGUUGGAGAGUUCACACUGAAUGUGCAAAAACCCCCCAAAAAGGAUUCUGUUCCAAAUUUCCAGGAAUGUCACAUCUCCAGAUUCUGAGGUUUGCGUCACGUUGAGGAUUUCCUUUCCCGAAUCCUUCCUCUCUUUUUCUUUUAAAGCUAUCUGAUCGUCUCGUGCAUGAAUUUCUGUACUUCUGCACUGUUUACUUAGAUAACCUUUCGUUUAAAAAAAAUAAUAAUGCAAAACUCUCCUCCUUUUCUAUCAUUUAACACUUUGGUGUUUUAAAAUGUGUUAUUUAAAACUAGAUCUGCAUUUAAAAUUUAAGGAAUUAAAGGGGGGGCCGGUGGGGGAGCCGCUCGGAAUCUGCCUCCCACCAAAACAAACAAAUCUAGAGCAUUGUCAAUGGAAAAUGGAAGAUGCGCCAGUCUCAGGGGAUUUCUCCUUGGAUUCUGGUUUUAGAUCAUCUUCAGGUAAGGGUUGGCAGCUUUGAAGUGUGUACACAGAGCGGGCCAGCACUCCUGAGUGACAGCCCAGGGGUGGAAUUCUAGCAGGAGCUGCUUUGCAUAUUAGGCCACACCCACCUGAUGUAGCCAAUCCUCCAAGAGCUUACAGGGCUCUUCGUACAGGGCCUACUGGAAGCUCUUGGGGGAUUGGCUACAUCAGGUGGGUGUGGCCUAAUAUGCAAAGCAGCUCCUGCUAGAAUUCCAGCCCAAGUCAAAAUGUAGCAUCACAGUGCCCCAAAAGCUGCGACCCGCCCCCACCCCAUCUCGUUCAGCAAAAACAGCGGCAUUAAUGACGAAUGUUGACCUUGCUGGCGUAUGCAUUGGGGCAUUUUUGUUGCGUGCAAAGGAUCAGGCACAGAUUCCCUUCUGCUUCUCCCCCCACCCCCCACUCGAUUUUUACAUUCAUGUAAUUUUUUAACGAGAAGCCUGGGAAGGGGUGGGGUGAGCCACCAACGUUUUUGAAGAGUUUUGUCCUUCGGCACCCCUCUCUACUUCUCGGAAUAAUCUCCGUUCUCAAGCUCUCUCUACAGCCCUUUGGAAAAGUAUUUGCUUUCAACAGCCAGACUCAGUUAAGCCUUCUGGUAGCAAUAAAACAAAUGUUGUCCUUGGA